This is a messenger RNA of Anoplophora glabripennis (Asian longhorned beetle), 1840 nucleotides long. RefSeq names its product protein eiger (gene egr). The transcript is spliced from 6 exons. Gene Ontology annotation, biological process: immune response. Gene Ontology annotation, molecular function: tumor necrosis factor receptor binding; receptor ligand activity. Bases 158 to 1540 code for a protein of 460 amino acids. The record is from RefSeq and is a predicted model, not a curated record. Gene Ontology annotation, cellular component: membrane. Lineage: Eukaryota; Metazoa; Arthropoda; Insecta; Coleoptera; Cerambycidae.
UGUAUUAUCAUCCUUGAAACUUGAAACUUGCAGCAGGCCUUUAAAGAUUUUCAUACUGGCACCGUUUAAAUAAUCAACUUGGGAGAUAAAGCUGGUCAGUGUUCGUCUGGCAGUUGAGAAGCAUUCUCGGGUGGUUCGCAAAUGACGCUCAAGUGACAUGUACGUAAACAUGAAGACCGACAAGCUCACAGUGCCCCUGAACGAUGAAGGGAAAUUGGAUUUGGGCCUUACUCGAAUACGCGCAAACAGGAAGGCAAACGUUUUAGCAAUACUAGGUGUUUUUCUUCUUGUCGUUAUUAACAUCUUCCUGUUCGUCGAAACUACCCUGGCCUUAUCGCGAGUGAAGACUUUGGAAGAAGAAGUGGACCUUCUCAAAAUUUCCGUGAACGAUUUGAAACUUCAGAGCGACAUCAUCAACGCUAUUGCCGACUUCGAAAAUGACGUGUAUGAAGACCCUGAAGAACAGACGGAAGCAGCAUCAGAGACUUUAUCGAUGUCUCCAGAUGAAUACGAUGAUGACAUGGAGUAUGACUACGACCAUCUCAACGAAACGGCAGAGUUGGACAGGAUAAUAGAGAAUCUCAGACUAGCAACAAAUCUCACAAAGGAUGGAAAGGAAAAUUCAAGAACCAAGAGGAACGUCGUUGCUGCUACUGAAGACGGAGUCAUCAUUAACUCUGAAUCAUAUGCAGAGAGGAAAGCUAAAAAUAAUACGAGAAGGGAUCGUUACAGGUUACGUGGACAAUCGAUAACGGCGAUGCCAGCUCGACCCUCUUCUUUUGGCAGUUCGCCAUAUAUUACACCAGACGGAUACAGUUCGGAACUAUCCACCUCCAUGGGCAGAUCUUAUUCACAAAAUAUAAAAUCACCAAGACGCACACCUCCACCUGUAUACGUGAGACAAUCAAGAGUGAUGCAUCGGAAUGACAAGUUGAAAACACACAAAUCUGUCAGGAAAUCUGCUCUAAAAUCUGGAGAUGAAUUUAGUGAGGAAGUAACAUCUAGCCCUGAUGUUGUUAUAGUUCGAGAUCUCGGAAGACGUAGCAGAAUGGGUCGAGUAAGGUUACCUGCCAUACACUACAACGGGGACACAUCUAAGUAUGUCAUGGGACAGCACACGAAUUUCAACGGAAACGGCCAUCUUAAACAUCCUCAAGGCACUUUUGUAGACUGGAAAGUUAGCGACUGGGCGACAUCUUCAGGAAUGGACUCGUACUUCACAAUGGAUGAAGGAAUUCUAACGAUUAAAGAUUCUGGAAUAUACUUCAUAUACGCUCAGAUAUACUACUUAGAUGAACACGACGUCACUGGAUUCAGAGUGUACAAAAACAGGAACACCGUCCUUCUUCAGUGUACCUCAACAGUACACUCUCGAGAAAGGGCAUUGAUAGGUAACACGUGCUAUACAGCUGGUGCCGAAUAUCUUUCUGAAGGCGACACUAUUACCCUCUCAGAUGUCUCAACCGGAAGAUACUCCUUGUUCGAACCAGGCAAAUCCUUCUUCGGGCUAAUAAAAUUAAGCGAUAUAAAACUCAAGUAACACCAAAAUCUAUUUUUAAGCUAUUUAUUCCGAUAUUUAUAAGUAAUAACUUCUAAUCUUUAAUACACUCAUAAAAUGUACAUUUUCUGGAUAUGUAGAACUCAUAAUUCUGUAGGAGUGUGUUAUUAUUUAUUUUUCUAAACGAGAUAUACGUUCAAUAUGUGUGCCAUUAAUAACCCUCUCUUAGUUUUUAUACCUAUUAUUUAUAGUUAUUUUAGUAAGUGAUAUAUUUUAUUAAUAGUUGUAUGUGUUCUGAUUUACUUCGAUGCCAAAGUUCUGCUUAUUUUGUUAUAAAUAAAA